Nematolebias whitei (Rio pearlfish) is the source of this 2320-nucleotide messenger RNA. It is a transcript of the gene nphp1, whose product is annotated as nephronophthisis 1. The coding region runs from base 61 to 2097 and encodes 678 amino acids. The record is from RefSeq and is a predicted model, not a curated record. Gene Ontology annotation, biological process: protein localization involved in establishment of planar polarity. The transcript is spliced from 20 exons. Gene Ontology annotation, cellular component: cytoplasm; cilium. Gene Ontology annotation, molecular function: protein binding. NCBI's taxonomy places the organism in Eukaryota, Metazoa, Chordata, Actinopteri, Cyprinodontiformes, Rivulidae.
GUAGCGUCCGUUAGCAAGCUAGCUGUUGGGCAAAUUCAAGGAUUUUACCGCGCAAAAACAAUGGCACUUAAAAGGUUACAACUUGUCCAAAGGGAAGUGGACGUAGCCGAAGGACAGGUUGACAGACUGAUGAAGGAUGUAAACAAUAAAUAUGGAUCCGAUGAACAGCAUUUUCAAAAAUGCCAGGAACUGCAGAUAUCAGCAGAGAAGACUCUAAAGACACUACAGAAGUUAGGAAAGGUUGAGUUGGCUCCAGUGCAGGAUAGGAUGAGAUACGAUCAGAAGAAACAGCAAGAAGAGAGGCGACUGAAAAACAUCCUGGAGCGUCUGAACACGCUCUCUCUGGAGCUUUCACCACCAGGCCCCAGCACUGCAGCACACAUAGUUUCAAAAGAUGACAGUGAAGAUGAUGUUGAUGGAGACAGUAACAAAGACAGUAACGAUGAUGACACAGAUGAUGAAGAUGAGGACAGAGCUGUACAACUGCCAUGUCAUUCACAGCUCUAUGUGGUCCUCAGCAAUUUCAAAGGAGAACAAGAAGGAGAUCUUUCUAUUCAGAGGGGAGAGGUGUUGAGGAUCAUCAAGAAGGCAUCAGAUGGAUGGUGGUUGGCUCAGGACACCAAAGGCAACAGAGGAGUAGUUCCAAAAACUUUCUUAAAGAUCGGCUCUGGGGUUGAUGAUGAGGACGAAGAGGUCACAGAGGAUGAUGAUGAUGAUGAAAGCGAGGAGUCAGAUGAGGAGGAAGAAGAAGAUGAAGUUGAGGAGAAGCUUACUGAUGAUCCAGACAAAGACAGAGUUUUUAAUUGGUCCACUGUCAGAAAGGCUCUGACUCAGAUUGACACAACAGAUGUGUUGUCAGCGAUGGGAGCUAUACCUUCUGGAUUCAGACCAUCAACUCUCAGUAAACUGCUGGAGGAAGAUGUUAAAUUCAGAGCAAGUCACUAUAUUAAACCUGACCUCAGCCAAUCACAGCUCUCCUUCAAAGACCUCUUAUUGGUCCCAGACUCUGGCAGGGUCCGGUCCCGUCAGGUCAGGACUUGUGUUUGCUUCACUUUGUGGAGCUGCAGGAUGAUUCCCACUCCUGGAGUUGGAGUUCAAGUCCUAAGCAGACACAUCCGUCUCUGUGCCUUUGACGGAGCUCAGGCGCUGAGUAACAUUCACACAGUGAGAGCAUCUUAUAACCCAAAAAACCCGAAGACGUGGACCUUCUCACCAAUGGUGACUGGCGUCCUGCCCACCCUCCUUGAUGGUGAUUGUUUCCUACGCUGUGAUUCUUCGUCUCCUAACCUUGGAAUUCUUUUUGAGCUUGGAGUCACCUUUUUACGAAACUCCACAGGCGAGAGGGGAGAGCUGAGUUGUGGCUGGGCCUUCCUGAAACUGACUGAUGACACUGGAAAUCCAAUCCCAAACAAGACAUACGAGCUGCAGGUGAACGGUGGCACUCCUUAUGAGAAGGACGUCUUUGUGGAGGCAUCAGCUGGUAGAAAAUGUGAGGGGGGUGUUUUCCAACAGAUGCUUCAGGGCAAGCGGCAACCCAAACUGAACGUGAAGCUGAAAUCAACUAACAGCCGAACCCGUUCGCAGCUCAGUCUCCUUCCAGACACUCUGCUGUACUGUGUGAACUGUGUCCACAUGCUGGUUCUGCACCGACAGCUGCUGGCUGACACCCUGCUGAUCGACAGGCCCACCAUGCAGAAUGCAGAUCCUAUAAGCAGCCCGAUACUCUCAACGUUUCCUGUGCUGGUGGACCACACAGACCUGCUGGAUGCUCUCAGGAGUGCAUGGCUGGAGGCAGACGCUAACAUGAGCAGAGCACAGAAGAGAGACUUGACGUAUCUGAAGCAGGAGUUUAGUAAAGUCUACAUGUCUGUGUAUUUCCUGCUUCACUCACCUUCGCUGCCCUGUUAUCGCUGGGCGGACCCGCCCUCUGAGGAAGAGCGGGCCAGAGUCAUCUAUGCUGCCCUGGAGGAUCUCAAAACAUACCAACACACCGCCAGCCAAUCAGGAGGCGCGGAGAUCUUUUUGGAUUCCACUCAUUCACAUCUUGGUUUUGAUGUCCAAGAGUUGACAUUUGAUCUCCUCAGUGCUACACAGUGAGGAAAGCUUCACCUCACUGUGACAUUAGAUAAGACACUUUUAUUUGUAUCCACUUAGUCUAAUGUAAAAAAGGGACACCAGGAUUUGGUUCAUUCUUUAAUGCACCAUUAAGUUUUUAGAGGGUGUUUACAAGAAGAGGUUGGUGAAAAGAAAAUGUCCAUAAAACUUGAAAUCUGUUCAAAUUUAUAACAUUUUCACAUUUUCCUUUCAUCGGUUUGUGAAA